Messenger RNA from Papilio polytes (common Mormon), 2301 nucleotides. RefSeq lists its product as uncharacterized. The record is from RefSeq and is a predicted model, not a curated record. Bases 89 to 2188 code for a protein of 699 amino acids. Lineage: Eukaryota; Metazoa; Arthropoda; Insecta; Lepidoptera; Papilionidae. The transcript is spliced from 5 exons.
UUUUUACACCUUAAAAAAUCUUUAGUGUGUUUUCUAUAUAAUUUAUCAAAUUAUUAAGUAUGCUGGUAAAGAAAAAGAAUAAAAUGUGAUGGAAAAUAAACAGCUUCCAUCUCAAAAGAAAUCAUUGCUUAAUAAAGAAGAGAAGAUUAUUAGGAAUAUUGAUUACGAAAAUUCUUCUGUCGCAAAAAUAUCGGAAGACUCACCAAAAAGUCACCUGUAUUUAGAUGUAGAAAUAAUUCAAGAUAGUCCUUUCGAUCAAGAACCGACUCAAAAAGUACUGGUUUCCAUUAAGCCGAGGGCACCUGGUAUUAAAACUCUAUAUUUAGCUGAAAAAGAUAGAUUUAACACGAAAAAGCGUUCGCAUAAAACUGGAUCGCGACUAGCGAUUGGAGAUCAUUUGUCUUUUCCGAAUCGUUGCGCUACAGAUAAAUGUCAAAUUGAGUCAAACACUAACGAAGAUAUUAAAAGUGAUAUUUUAAUAAACAAAGAUAGUUUCUCCCAAGCAUAUCUCACAGAAGAUAUUAGUGAAAAUUCGACCACUGUUUCGAAAUGUUUAAAUUCUGAUAAUUUAAGUCAAAAAGAUUGCAAAUUAUAUUAUAGAAAAAACAGAUCCACCGAAAAAUGUUAUGUCUACGCCCAGCCUCAACUAAUUAUGAACCUUCCUAAGGUUAAUGAAACGACAGAAGUUCAAUUAAAAAACGGAAAAACUGACGCGGCUACGGUAACGAAAUCAAAUUCUGACGAUACAUUGAUUUCUGGUCGUAUAGUAAAGAAAUUGAUAAGAAAAAUAAAUAACUUAGAACGUAAACUCUUAAUACAAGAAAUGGUAUUAAGAUCUAUCGAAACUAAUGUACCGACAUCGUCAUCGGAUGAGGAUUGCAAAGGCCAUGUGAGAACUUCCCUGAACAGCCAUCCUGGUUGCAGUUACAUAGAGCAGUACAGUCAUGUUCCUGAAACAUCUGCCUUCCAAAGAUACGCACAGCAAUCCACGUCGGUCUCCGCAAGCAAAGCCACACAUAUGGGGAAAGAACAAAAAGAACAAUAUGGUCGGGAUUUCACAACUUACGACGGCAUCACUGCCCGAGGUAGGCGUCAAAGUUCUUCCGUGCCGGGCAAAAGAGAUGAUAUUCCAAAAAUAGCAGCAGAAAGAGUUCAUAAGAUCCGUCAUAAAUUAAAUCCCGUACGAGAUUAUAGGCUGAUGGAUACGGUUCAUUAUUUAGCUCAAGGAGAAUUCGCUCCACGCGACGAUGGUAUAAAAUUAACACCUUCGCGGGAAGCGGUGUUGAGUGACAUCAUCUGGGAAGAUGUUUGUAGGACCCAUUGGCCAAAUGCAAGGCUCGCUCGUCGUCAAUGCGAACGCACUUCGGAUCGAUACAGCAGCCGAUUUGAAUUGCAACGACUUAUCGAUAAUCUUCUUCGAGAACGAGUAGCGCACGUCGAAAGAAGGCGACGACGACAUUACAGAAUAGUCAAACUCAACCAUCGACACGAAAGCUGCAGACCGGUCGGUAAAACUGGUGAUAUUAUCGUCGCGAGUCAUAAAAGUAAGCAGUCUAAUGAAGACGGAGAAAUACCGGUAAUGAAUAAAAACGUCGCUAGUGCGGUCUUGACAAACCACAAGCACGAAGACCACAGUGCUAGAAGAACUUAUAGAAGUCAUGACCGCCUGACCUAUCCCUGGUUAAGAAAAAAGAAAUGUAGACAAGACGACUGCUCGCCAGGACCAAGUUCUGCCGUAUAUCAUUCAACUAGUAAGAGCCCUACGUAUUGUUAUCAAACAUCUAACGCUAUAAAAAUAAACUGUGCAGGGACUCCUGAGAAAAUUCCAAAAGAUACGACCAGUACGAGUAAUUCUUCCGAUACUAAAAAUAUGAAACCACCUCGGCUGUUGGCUAAAAAAGAUUCUUUGCGUCGCAAAUUUUCAGCGAGAAGUAAACCAAAUCUGGAACAUUACAUAUUACUGCCUACAUUGGUUGUGCGAACGCCUUCUAAUGUAAAGCGACAAAAGAAAUUUAAUGAAUUGUACCACCGCGUAUUGAAUGGACACCUUAAUAAUGAGCAAAACAGUGGUGCAGCCUCGGAAUAUUCUAGAAACCGCAGACCCAAUCCGAGCAGAAGAGAUAUUGGACUGAACAUUAACAUCACUGUUACUGAUAGCGAAGAAAACAUAAGUAGAAAAUUAUCAUAACUCGGCCCCCUUACUAACUUUAAUUGGAUGUCCGUUUGUUUUGGAAACAUUCUAAUUAAUUAAAACAUUUGUUUAAUUCAGAAAUAAAUACAUUUGUUCUUAAAAAAUUAAAA